AUGAAGCUGUAUUGUUUUUCUGGUCACCCUACAUUACCUUGCAAUGUCCUCAAAUUCAAAUCCACCACUAUAAUGCUGGACUGUGGUCUGGACACCACCUCUGUCCUCAACUUUUUGCCCCUUCCCCUGGUGCACAGUUCAAGGCUCUCCAAGCUACCUGGCUGGGUGUCCAAAGAUGGCACCAUAAACUUGGAAAAGGAAUUAAAGGAGUGUGCAGGACGAGUGUUUGUGGAUUCACAGCCAGAAUUCUGUCUUCCAGAGAGGGAAUUGUUAGACUUAUCAACUAUAGAUGUGAUUCUGAUCUCUAACUAUCACUGUAUGAUGGCUCUACCCUACAUCACUGAAAACUCUGGUUUCAUGGGCACAGUUUAUGCCACAGAGCCCACACUGCAGAUUGGCAGACUCUUGAUGGAAGAGCUGGUUAACUUUAUGGAGAGAGUCCCAAAACCACAAUCUGCCACCUGCUGGAAAAGCAAGGAGGUGCAAAGACUACUUCCAGGACCACUGAAGGAUGCCGUGGAAGUGUGGGCAUGGAAAAAGUGCUACACAAUGCAGGAGGUCAACUCUGCUUUGAGCAAAGUCCAACUUGUGGGCUAUUCUCAAAAAGUGGAGUUGUUUGGUGCCGUGCAGGUCUCUCCUCUCAGCUCAGGGUAUUCUCUGGGCAGCUCAAACUGGAUCAUUCAGUCUCAUCAUGAGAAAGUAGCGUACGUGUCCGGCUCCUCCCUGCUCACCACACAUCCACAGCCGAUGGAUCAGAGCUCUUUGAAGAACAGUGACGUUUUGAUUCUUACAGGAUUGACUCAGAUGCCCACGGCCAAUCCAGACGGCAUGCUUGGAGAAUUCUGCAGCAACCUUGCCAUGACGAUCCGUGCCGGGGGCAACGUGCUGGUGCCCUGUUAUUCCUCUGGAGUCAUCUAUGACCUGCUGGAGUGUCUGUAUCAGUUCAUAGACAGCGCUAAUCUUGGGACCACGCCUUUUUAUUUCAUCUCACCCGUCGCCAACAGUUCUCUGGAGUUCUCCCAAAUUUUUGCGGAGUGGCUGUGUCACAAUAAACAAAGCAAAGUGUAUCUCCCAGAACCUCCAUUCCCCCAUGCGGAGUUAAUCCAAACGAAUAAGCUAAAGCAUUACCCCAGUAUCCAUGGCGACUUCAGUAACGAGUUCCGGCAGCCAUGUGUGGUGUUCACGGGGCAUCCCUCUCUGCGCUUUGGGGACGUGGUGCACUUCAUGGAACUGUGGGGCAAAUCCAGCCUCAACACCAUCAUCUUCACUGAACCUGACUUUAACUACCUGGAUGCUCUGGCUCCGUACCAGCCUCUGUCCAUGAAGUGCAUCUACUGCCCCAUCGACACGCGCCUCAAUUUCCAUCAGGUCUCUAAACUGCUCAAAGAAAUCCAGCCCCUACAUGUGGUUUGCCCAGAGCAGUACACCCAGCCUCCCGUGUCUCAGUCCCAUCGCUCAGACUUGAUGCUGGAGCUGCAGCCUCCUCCGAUGCCGUACCGCCGCUGCUCCGUGCUCAACCUGCCUUUUAAGAGACGAUACGAGCGAGUCUACAUCAUGCCCGAGUUGGCGAACUCCCUGGUGCCAUGUGAGGUGAAGCCUGGUGUCUCUGUGGCGACAGUUUCUGCUGUGAUUCACUCUAAAGACAACAAGCACACGCUUCAGUCGGUACCUAAGCCCCCUCCAGCCCCGCCCAGUAAGAAGAGGAAGCGUGUCAUAGAGGAGCCCCCAGCAUUUAUGAGUCCCAAAGCUCUGCUCAGUGGAGCUGUACCACUGGAGGGAUUUCUGGCCACAUUACAAAAGCACGGCAUAACGGAGGUUAAGGUGGAGGAGACGCCGGCGGGACACAUUCUGCACCUCCAGGAGCAGGACACUCUAAUCCAGCUGGACGAGGACGGGACUCACAUAGUCUGCGACAACAACGAGCCUCUGAGGACUACACUGAGAGACCUGGUGCUGCGCUUCCUCCUCAAACUUUGA
Messenger RNA from Knipowitschia caucasica, 1977 nucleotides. Lineage: Eukaryota; Metazoa; Chordata; Actinopteri; Gobiiformes; Gobiidae. The record is from the annotation of a GenBank genome assembly.